CCCCCCCCGAGCUUCCCCAGGCCCCCCCCUCACCUCCCCCGCCCGGUCCCCGCCGGGGGUCGGACCCUCCUCCAUCGUGUCGAAGAUCGCGGCGACCGGGGGGGGUCCCAGCGCCGCCAGCGCCGCCAUCGCGGGAGCACAGAGACGGCGCCGGAGGAGCAGAGCGGCCCCCGCGGGGACCAUCGAGACGGGGCCGGGGGGGCAGAGCGGCCCCGCCGGAAGCGGAAGCGGCCGGAGCGGCAGCCCAUGGACCCCCCCGCGGACCCCUCGCUGCUCUCGGCCGAGCUGGAGGCGGAGGAGGAGGAGGAGGAGGAGGCGCUGCGGCGGCUCCUGCUGCAGGUGACCCCGGCCCAUGAGGAGCCCCCGCCCGCCGGCCCCGCCCGCGCUGUCACCCCCCAGCCGGGGCUGUGCGUGAAGACCCGCACGGCGACGGGGGACAAGGUGUUUGUGAACGUUUGUCACUCGGGGGAGGUGCCCCCUCCCCCUGCCCUGUCCCCCCCCGGCCUCCAGCGGCUCCUCCAGGACCCCCCCGGCCCCGACGGCGCCUUCCGGAUCCCCAUGAGCCUGGGGGAGCCCCAUGCCGAGCUGGACCGCGGAGGCCGCGGCUGCACCGCCUACGACGUGGUCGUGAACUCGGGGUUCUUCCGGACCCUCCAGACCGACCCCUUGUACCUGGAGUUCUUCCUGACCGUGGCCAUGGAGGGGCUGUCGGAGAAGUACGGGGUGGAACUGGAGCUGACUGGCUGGCGGGUGCUGAAGAACCGCAGGUUCCUGGGCUCCAUCUCGGCCCAGAACAUCCGGGCCCGGCCCCAGCCCCGCAUCCAGGAGCUCCAGGGGUCCCCCCCGGAGCCACCGACACCCCACAGCCCCACAGAGCCCCCCCAGUUCGUGGUGGUGGCUGAACCCUCGGCCCAGCACCCGGAGGUGCUGCAGGCGCGGGUCCUCCUGCCCGAAAUUGAGGGGGCGGGGUCUCUGUGGCUCGGGCUGAGCGAGGAGCGGCUGGUGCUGGCCCGGCCGCCAGGGGGCGCCGCGCUGCUGGAGCUGGGGCUGCCCCGCCCCGCCGACCCCGCGCGCGGCCGCGCGCGCUUCCACCGCCGCUCCAAGGUGCUCACGGUGACGGUGCCGCUCCGGGCCUGAGGGACCGGGGACCCCCCGGGACCCCCCGGGACCCCCCCGGGACACCCCGGACACCCCUUGGGACCCCCAGGACACCCCCAGGACACCCCUCGGGACACCCCGGACAUCCUGGACACCCCUUGGGACCCCCAGGACACCCCCUGGACACCCCUCAGGGACACCCCGAGACCCCCCAGGGUCCCCUUCGGGGCAGUCCUGGACUGCUCCUGGCACAGCCUGGACACCCCCGGGGCUGCCCCUGGGCUGCCCCCAGACCCCUUUUUUGUACAAAACCCCCCAAUAAAGGGUAAAUGGGACCCUGGCGUGUGA
This is a messenger RNA of Pipra filicauda (Wire-tailed manakin), 1446 nucleotides long. It is a transcript of the gene PIH1D1, whose product is annotated as PIH1 domain containing 1. NCBI's taxonomy places the organism in Eukaryota, Metazoa, Chordata, Aves, Passeriformes, Pipridae. The record is from RefSeq and is a predicted model, not a curated record. The coding region runs from base 247 to 1137 and encodes 296 amino acids. Gene Ontology annotation, cellular component: ribonucleoprotein complex; cytoplasm; R2TP complex. Gene Ontology annotation, biological process: box C/D snoRNP assembly; rRNA processing. The transcript has 11 exons.